Molecule: messenger RNA, 1694 nt
Organism: Pseudopodoces humilis (Tibetan ground-tit)
Lineage: Eukaryota; Metazoa; Chordata; Aves; Passeriformes; Paridae
Gene: TMEM186
Product: transmembrane protein 186
Cellular component (GO): mitochondrion
Source: RefSeq, a predicted model, not a curated record
CGCGGUGAGGCGGCUCGGCCAUGGCGGCGGCGUGGCUCUGCACAGCGAGGACUAAAGUCUGCACGGCACCAGCUUCUGCGAGAUGUCUACGGAAGGAGCUCUGGACAAGGUCAUGGAGAAGGGAAGACGCUCGCCUGCCCUGGAUUUUUGGUUCGUGGGAGUGUUUGCAGUCACAAAGCCAGCGAGUUUGUGGUGUCAGUAAUGACCUCAGGAGACUGCAAGAGCCGUCUGUGUGUCUGUACCACUCGGCCUCUGCUGCUGUGGUCCAGCAGAAGGCUGUGGACGGGAGGACAGAAGAGUUCAAACUGGUCUACAGGUUCCCAGGGAUAAAAUACUGCAGGGUCCUGUCAAGACUGAAGCUGCUGCAGACUGCCACCUCCAUGGUCAUGCUGCCUCCUAUCUGCUACCUCUACCUGCAGGGCCAGGUGUCUCAGAAUGUCCUCUUCUACACAACCGGCAUCGCUGUCUUCGCUGGGGCAAUGUUGUAUGGUAUGAGCUACUUUUUCAGAAGAAUUAUUGGAUUAAUCUACUUAAGCGAAACUGGACAAACUGUCAGAGUGGCCCACUUGACAUUUUGGGGAAGACGUAAUGAUAUUUACUGCCCCAUAGAGACAGUGGUGACUUUGGAUGAGGUUGGAGAUAGCAAGGACGAGCUACUUCACCAGUUCAAACGGUCUAACAGUACAGAUACUUUGUACUUUACAAUUAAGUAUGGCCAGAUUGUAGACAAAGAGAAAUUUACUCAAAUAUUUGGAGAACUUGUGUGACACAGCAGCUCAUUUCCAGUGAUUUUCCAUGUUGCAUGUUCAUUGUGCUUAUUGUUCCAUGAGGCUUUAGUUUACCAAACUACACAUCUCUGUCCUUUUCCUGUGGAAAGCCUGCUGUAAGUGCACCCAGUGUAGAAAGUCACAGUGGUGAAGCACAGCCCGCUGGAUUAAAGGUCUUGCAGCUUGUGUACGGUGUGAGGAGUGUCUGUUCCAUGUCAGAUUCAGUAAUAUCACAGCAUUCCAAGCCUGAACUGUCCUUUGAAUGUGCCAUGGGAGGCCAAAUUACUGGGGCUGACCCUGGCUCUUUCAGUUGGCCUCUUUGGUUGUUAUGAAGCAUGAGAAAGCUCUUGAAAUGAAAUGCAGGACCUGCCAGAGCAUCCCCACUUCAAACUCAGUGUUUCUUUUAGCUAAUUUCAGGUUGGCUAGGAAGCCUCUGGAAAUACAAGCUGGUCUGGUACAUCCAUGUGAUGAGUACUGCUGAAUCUCAGAGAGAGGCAUGCUCACGUGUUCAUGCAGUUGAGGGUGCUGGGAAGGUGUGUGGGCUGUCCUGGCCUCAGGAGGGCCCUCGAGGAUGGAACUGGGCAAAACAAGGAUGUGUGCUACAAAAGACACUGGCAGCUCAGCUGCCUAGUUAAAGGCUGGGACAAUAUUUCAGGAGCCUCUUGCAAAAAUUUCCAUUAAUUAUUCAUGGCAACAGGAAAAGUAGCACCUGUCUCCAUGAAGGAUUGUGGUCUUAUUCCAUGGUACUGGUAUGACUUCUUUUCCAAAACCUCAGUAGAAAUGAGGACUUUAAACCCAAGAAAGAACCAAACCUAUCAUGUAUAAAAUGUAACACAUUUUUUGAAUUGUCAGAAACAAGAUAACUCCUUACAACCCUCUUCCAGUUCUGACUUCAUCUGAAACUGGCAAAUAAACUGACUCUCACCA